UCAAAGGACAGCAGCACAGAGUGGAUCUGGUCUUACAGCAGGAACACACACUUGGCUGAUCUAACACACACAAACUCACCGCUGCAGAUAUGAUGCACGUUGCUUUCCUCCUCCUGAUUGUCUUCACAGACGGUGCGUCCUCUAAGAAAGUGUGCAGUUACCAGGACGUGGUGGACUACCUGAACCUGACCACAGAUAACAGUGUGUUUAAACUGACCCGGCCCGUUCUGGAUUACAAACACUCCACUAUGGUGGAGCUGGACAUCCUCCUGUAUGCCAUCCUGGCUGUGAUUGAGAAAACACAAACUUUUGUUCCUUUCAUCUGGGUAACAAUGAUGUGGAACAAUGAACGCAUCUCAUGGGACCCGGCUCAGUUUUGUGGAAUCACUCAUAUUUCAGUUCCUAGAGAAAUGCUCUGGACACCAGACCUUUUCAUCUAUGAGAUGAUACAGAAGGAUGACUCCCCUCACAAUCCGUACAUGUACGUGUCCUACGAUGGGACAAUCACUUUUGAAGAGGACGUGAAGGUGGUCAGCACCUGUAAGAUGGACGUGCACAAGUUCCCCUUCGACACCCAGAGAUGUAACAUCACUAUUGGAUCUGCAAUACACUGUGUUAAUGAGAUGCGUCUCCUUCCUUCCUCCAACUCGUCUCGAGCCACCCAGUUUUCCCGAGAGAUGAUGAAAAGUCAGGGAGAGUGGGAAUUCCUCCAACUGUCCAUCACCAGCUACAAUUUCACCUUCAACGAUAGACAGUGGGAAAACCUCAUAUACACUUUCACCAUGAAGAGGAGGCCCCUCCUCCACGUUAUCAACUUCUUGUUGCCUAUCCUGUUCUUCCUGAGUCUGGACCUCGCCUCCUACUUCAUCGCAGACCAUCGAGGAGAGAAGCUGGGCUUCAAAGUCACCGUGCUGCUGGCCAUCUCUGUCCUGCUGCUCAUCCUGAAUGACAUCCUGCCCUCCAUGUCCAACAAGACUCCACUCAUAGCGACCUACUGCAUUGUGAUUUUUGCUCUGAUGCUGCUCAGCUUGCUGGAGACGAUCUUGGUUACGUAUCUUAUGGAGAAAGACUCUGUAUCCCGGGAAGAGCUCAGGCUGAGGGACAAACAGGAGAAAGUGAAAAUCGAUAACUGUAAUGCAGAGGAGAAAAGACUAACUGGCUGUUUGUGCAUCUGUACAGAGUGUGACGGUGAGAAACAGCAUGAACUGUUGCCGGUGGCUGAAGAGGUUAACAACAGCAUUCAGCCACGAGAGUCUCAUGUGUUACUGCUGAUCUUGGAGGAGCUCAAGGAGCUGCAGACAACUCUGAAUCUGCACUUCCGCUGCAGACAGGAAGUAGGAAAAUCCGGCCACUGGGCCACAAAAAUUAACAGAGCUUUCUUCAUUUUCUACGUCACCACCGUGUCACUGUUUCUAACCCUCAUCUUUAUUGAAUGGAACACUUAGAAAUGUAGAAUAAUACCUUGUAAUACCUUCUGUA
Molecule: messenger RNA, 1479 nt
Organism: Perca flavescens (yellow perch)
Lineage: Eukaryota; Metazoa; Chordata; Actinopteri; Perciformes; Percidae
Product: 5-hydroxytryptamine receptor 3A
Exons: 10
Coding region: 90-1445 (451 amino acids)
Biological process (GO): monoatomic ion transmembrane transport
Cellular component (GO): membrane
Molecular function (GO): extracellular ligand-gated monoatomic ion channel activity; transmembrane signaling receptor activity
Source: RefSeq, a predicted model, not a curated record